AUGGUAAAACGAGAACCCCAAGAAUCUACAUCUAAUUUACAAAAGUCAACGGCUAAUAGCCCCUCUACAAUGUCGAAUACUCCUUCUCUGAGUGGUAUAAAUAGUAAUAACAAUACUACUAGUACUACCACCACAUCCACAUCUACAUCCACAUCGAAACUUUUGAAGAAUGAAAACAAAAGAAGAAGAGUCACAAGAGCUUGUGAUACUUGUCGACAAAAAAAAGUAAAAUGUGAUGGUAAGCAACCAUGUAUUCAUUGUACAGUAUAUUCAUAUAAAUGUACUUAUGAUCAACCAAAUAUUAGAAACAAAAAGAAUUCUGGUAUUCCUGUACCCUCACAACCAAGUCCAGCAAUUCUACAAGUAGCUGCUCAAGCUGCUGCUGCUUUUGGUACUAAUUCUAAUCACAAUAGUCCUGAUAAUGGUCAGAAUAUUCAACAUCCUGAUGGUCAAUUCCAUCAACAUCUGCCAUUAAACGAAUCGUUCCCAAAAACAAAUCUAAUCAUUUUCCAACAAAUUAUAAAUGCAUUGUUUCCAAAACUACAAUUGAAUGGAUUUGAUCCUAAUUUACAACUAGAUUUAAACAAAUUUCAAAAAGCCGUACAAUAUAUCACCACUAAAUCACCUACUUUUGCUUUGAAUUUAAAUGAAAUUUCUGAUUUAAUGCAAGAUCCAAAUGCUGUGAUACCUCCAAAGAGAACUUUAUCUGUUGGUUCAUUUGAAGAUACUGGUAGUACAUCAAUGUCUUCUCCUCGUGAAGUUGGAUUGUACUUACCAACUAAAGAAGUUGCUCUUAAAUUAAUCUAUACCACAUGGAACAAAGCUUGUGUGUUGUUUCGAUUUUAUCAUCGUCCUUCUUUAUUAGAGGAAGUUGAUUUGUUGUAUUCUUUAGAUCCAUCAAAUUAUGGUGAUCGACAACAGAAAUUCUUACCCUUUUUGUACUGUAUCUUGGCAUGUGGGUCUUUAUUUAGUAAAACUCCAUAUGGGGAUCCUGAAGAAGAUAAAAGUUUAGAAGAUGAUGGAUUCAAAUAUUUUUUGGAAGCCAGAAAGUUAAUCGAUAUAAGUAAUGUCGGAGAUAUAAAUUCCAUUCAAACUAUAGUCAUGAUGAUUAUUUAUCUACAAUGUUCAGCAAGACUAUCUACAUGUUAUUCCUAUAUUGGUAUUGCCUUGAGAAGUGCCUUGAAGGAAGGCUUGCACAGAAAUUUAACCAUUUUCCAAAAUUCCAAGAGAAAAUUGGACCCAAUUGAAGAAGAUACUAGAAAAAGAUUGUUUUAUACUAUUUAUAAAAUGGAUAUUUAUAUCAAUUCAUUAUUGGGAUUGCCAAGAUCAUUGAAUGAAGAUGAAUUUGAUCAGGAGUUGCCUGCAGAAUUGGAUGAUGAAAAUGUCACCCGAGAUGAAUAUUUGUAUGAUAAACAAGAAGGUAGAUUAAGUUCUUCUGGUUGUGCUAAUCAACAUACUAAAUUGAUGAUGAUUUUGUCUCAUAUAAUCAGAAAAAUGUAUCCAAUUAAAGUUAAGGAAGAUGAUUCUGAAGAAUUUCAAUCCAGUUCAAGUGUUCAUUAUUCACGUGAUAGAAUCCAUGCUAAAGUUACAGAUUUAGAAGUUGAGUUGAAGAAUUGGUUGGAUAAUUUACCACAAGAAUUGAAACCAAUUGAUCCAAAUAGCCCUGCUUCAAGUGAUGGAAUGGAUAAAGUUCCAGAGAAAUUCCGUUUGGCAAAUUAUUAUCUUCAUUUAGCAUUUUUGAAUUGUCAAAUUAUCUUGUAUCGUCCAUUCAUUCAUUUUAUUAGUGAUAGUAUGGAUGCUUCGGCAUCAGAUCCACGUUCCUUAAUUAGAGGUAGAAAUUGUAUUAAAGUGGCCAGAAUGGUUGUCAAAUUGGCCAAUAAAAUGAUUGAUCAAAAAUUAUUAUUGGGAACUUAUUGGUUUUCUAUGUAUACUAUAUUUUUCAGUAUUGCAUGUUUGAUUUAUUAUUUCCACUUUGCUAAUUAUAACAAUAAUGGUAAAGGUUAUAAUUAUGCUGGGAUUUUAUUUGAUGAUGAUUUGAAUAUUGAUAUGAUUAAGAAAGAUAUUGAAAUUGGGAAGAAAGUUUUGGAUAGCUUGAAAAAUUCUUCUAAUAGUUCAUUAAGAAUUUAUAAUAUUUUAAACACUAUGUUUGAACAAUUGAAUAGAAGAACAGCUACCAGAUCAAGACAAACUUCAGGUUCUUCAACCACUUCAGCUGUUAGUAGUACUAGUAGUGAUGGUACUGUUGCACAAACAGAGCAAGUGCCAAUUCCUCCAACAUUUCAAAGUCAAAAUGUUCAAACUACAUUUAAGAAUUUUGAUAAUAUGAAUCAAUAUGCCAAAAAGAAUCAACAAGAUCAAGAACAGUAUAGUAAUGUUAAGAAGGAAAGUUUAGGUGAAUUGUUUGAUUCAACAUCAUUGGCCAAAUUUCAAUCAAGUACCGAUUUACCAAAAAAUGUAGCCAAUUUACAACGAAUGGCAACGCCAAAAGAAGAAGAGAAUAAAGAGAUUGGAGAAGUUGCAGGAGGUAAUUUAACAUCAGAUUAUAUGCCUGGAGUAUUUGAUAAAUUGGAUGCACAAAUUUUUGGUAAAAUAUUACCACCUUAUAUGUUGGAAAAAAAUGAAAGUUUACGAAGAAACAUGAUGAAUAAUAAUAAUAAUAAUAAUAAUAAUAAUAAUCAAGCAUUAGGUGGACAAAUCUUACCAAACCAAGGUCAUCUGCAACAGCAACAACGACAACAAUUACAUCAACCACAAAUGCCUCAACCACAGCAUCCUGGAAUUAACAAUUUACCACCUGGAGGUGGGAGCAAUUGGCCAAUUGUGAAUGGAGAAGAUGGAUUAAAUUUAGAAGCACUUUUUGGAAGUUUAGGAGGUAAUGUAUCAAAUCAAGGAGAUUCAAAUGGUUUAGAAUAUUUGGACCCUUUUUAG
This is a messenger RNA of Candida tropicalis MYA-3404, 2928 nucleotides long. RefSeq names its product Asg1p (gene ASG1). Gene Ontology annotation, biological process: DNA-templated transcription; positive regulation of transcription by RNA polymerase II. Gene Ontology annotation, cellular component: nucleus. NCBI's taxonomy places the organism in Eukaryota, Fungi, Ascomycota, Pichiomycetes, Serinales, Debaryomycetaceae. Gene Ontology annotation, molecular function: DNA-binding transcription factor activity, RNA polymerase II-specific; zinc ion binding; sequence-specific DNA binding. The coding region runs from base 1 to 2928 and encodes 975 amino acids. The record is from RefSeq and is a predicted model, not a curated record. The transcript has a single exon.